Molecule: messenger RNA, 1578 nt
Organism: Brenthis ino (lesser marbled fritillary)
Lineage: Eukaryota; Metazoa; Arthropoda; Insecta; Lepidoptera; Nymphalidae
Source: the annotation of a GenBank genome assembly
AUGGGAGAGCCAGAAGAGUGUUCGUCAUUGUUUGCCAAACCAGUACCACGACAGUCAUUUCCAGAUAUAUUACAGCCGGUAGCCAAUGAACACCAACAUUUGACGCAGACUCACGAAUGCAAAGCAGGAUGGUCAUUCUAUUUGGUGUUAGCCGGUGUGAUUACCACAAUCGGAUCUUCCCUGCCUGUUGGCUUCAACAUUGGUGUUGUGAAUACACCAGCUGAGCUCAUAAAGAGAUUUUGUAACGAAAGCUUCAUCAGCAGAUACGACUUACCAUUAGACCAGACAUGGCUCAACGUACUCUGGUCUUCAAUUGUGUCAAUAUUUAUAGUCGGAGGAUGUACUGGUUCCAUACUUGGCUCGGUUUUAGCUGACAGGCUUGGAAGAAAAAGAGCAACAAUCUUAACAAAUAUACUGUCGAUAGCUGGUGCGAUCCUAUUCUUGCUUAGUCGCGCCGCUAACUCUGUAGAGAUGCUUUUGAUUGGACGGUUGCUUGUCGGUUUGUCAGGAGGUCUUACAACUAGUAUAGUGCCAAUGUACCUAACGGAAUUGUCACCGUUAGCGCUCACCGGCGCGAUGGGGGUCGCGUGCCCCAUGGGGGUUAAUGUGGGUGUGUUAGUGGGGCAGGUCAUGGGGCUGGACUUUCUAUUAGGUGGUGAAAACGAUUGGCCCUACCUCCUCUCAGUGUAUGCGAUACUAGUCAUUAUAUGCACGCCCGUCCUCUUCAUACUGCCAGAAAGUCCCAAGUACCUCUAUGUUGUUAAGAGAAAUGAAAUUGCUGCCAUAAAAGAACUAAGUCGUCUCCGAGGUGCACCACCAAGUGCACUAACAGAUGACCUAGAUUUGCUGAAAGAUGAAGUGCAAGCGGAGGCCAGGAAUUCUGGUGAAAAUUGGAGCAUGUUGAGAGUACUCCUGGACCCAAGACUGAGAUUGCCUUUAUUGUUGACAUGUUCAAUGCAAGCGGGACAACAGACCAGCGGAAUAAAUGCGGUGUUCUACUACUCGCAAACGAUAUUCAAGCAGGCGGGUCUGUCGGAGCUGCAGGCGCAGUACGCGACGAUCUCGUGCGGCGCCAUCAACGUGUGCACCGCCGCGCUCAUGCUGCGCCUGCUGCCGCGCCGCGGCCGCCGCGCGCUGCUGCUGGCCUCCGUGCUGGCCGCCGCCCUGCUGCUGGCGGGACUCGCUGUGGCUAUGAGUUUUAUUAAUGCUGUGUCAUGGAUGCCAUACGUAUGUAUGGUGGCAGUGCUGUCGUAUGUUCUAGUCUAUGGGUUUGGACUCGGGCCUAUACCUUAUUUUAUUGCCUCAGAAAUGUUCGAAGUAUCACCACGGCCGGCCGGUAUGGCGUGGGGUUCUCUGGCUAACUGGGCCGGGAACUUUUUAGUAGGCAUGUGUUUCCCUCUGCUGAGGGAUACUAUUGGACCCUACUCCUUCUUAAUCUUCUCAGUGGUCACUGCCUGUCUGUUUUGCUUCCAAAAAUCCUACUUCCCCGAAACUCGAGGCAAAACACCCACUCAAGUGACGGAGCUCUGCAGUCGCGGGUUCCAGUCCCGGCCGCUGCAGCGCGCGCCGCCCGCCAUG